AUGGCCGGGCACGGCGGGAGUGGUGCGGCGGCGCGGGGAGGCGGAGGCCGCGGCGUUGUGAUUUCAGAUGAUUGGCCUGGAUACAGUCUGGAUUUGUUCACUUAUCCACAGCACUACUAUGGAGAUUUGGAAUACGUGCUUAUUCCGCAUGGCAUUAUUGUUGACAGGACAGAACGACUGGCUAAGGAUAUUAUGCAAGACAUUGGAGACAAUGAUAUUGUGGUUCUCUGUGUUCUCAAAGGUGGCUACAAGUUCUGUGCUGACCUUGUGGAGCACAUCAAAAAUCUCAGCAGAAAUUCAGAAAGAUUCAUCUCCAUGAAAGUCGAUUUUGUUAGACUGAAAAGUUACCACAAUGAUCAGUCUAUGCAAGAUAUGCAGAUAAUGGGAGGAGAUGAUCUUUCAAAGCUGACUGGAAAGAAUGUUUUAAUUGUUGAGGAUAUUGUUGGGACUGGAAGGACUAUGAAGGUUCUGCUUAAUCAUAUAGAAAAAUAUAAUCCAAAAAUGAUUAAAGUGGCAAGUUUGUUGGUGAAAAGAACAUCUUGGCCUGAUGGGUACAGACCAGACUAUUAUGGAUUUGAAAUUCCAGAUUUAUUUGUGGUAGGUUAUGCCUUAGACUACAACGAGUACUUCAGAGAUCUGAACCACAUAUGUGUUAUCAAUGAUCGUGGAAAAGCAAAAUACAGAGUCUGAAGCAGUUACACCCUCAUCAGAACAUUUGUAAGCUCAGAGAAGCAGAAAUUUGACUGCACUCCUUCAAGCAUCUCCCAGAAGGAAGUUCAACUGACUUCUGUUUCUAUUAAUUCAGUGUAAUAAGGGAUUUACUCUUGAGGUACUGAUGAAUAUAUACAGAAGUGAGUGUUCCUAUCUAAAAUCUGAAGUAGACAUUGAAAGUUACUACAUGUUUUAAGUACUAAAAUUAUGGUAUAAUUUCUUUUUACUAAUGAUUUGUCUCAGCUCACUGUGAAUGCAUCUUGUUUGUGCAGUCCAUCAUUCCAUCCAUUACAAUUAAUGUACUUCACAUUAUGUGUUCAUAAUGUGCUGCAAAAAUUGUUCAGAAAUGUCAUUAUGUGCAUUAAGUUUAUUAUAGAGAAUUUUAGGAACUUCAGCGUCCGUGUGAUUUUGGCUGGAUAUGCUGCUACCAAACUGAAAACAUUAUUUUUAUUUAGUUCCACAGUUCAGAAGUUUCAGCUGAAGUUGUAUGCUGUAUGACUUCAGAUAGUCCUUACUGCCUCUUCCAAAUGGAAAUUGUAACUCUCAGAAUGCACUGAAUUAGAGUGCUGGUACAAAAUGGACCUUUGCAAGACACUGUUGAUCUGAGCUUGGAAGUUGUCUUGCUUCUAGUAGGUGAUGUAGCAUAGAUCUUAUCAGUUAAAUGUGCUGAAUUUUAACCAAGAGAAAACACCAGGCAGGCUUCCACUUCUGUAUAGUAUCCUUUGACUUCUGUAGUACACAAGCAAGUGAAAAAAUCAGCAUAGUGUUCUGUGUGUAUUUUCUUAAUUAAACCUCAUCAAGCACAAAAGUUUAAUGUUAAACAAUAACAAAUAACUGAGUUGAGACUUGCUGUGACUGUAUGUCUUCUUUAAGGAAUACAGAUCUGACAGUGCUGAAAGCUAGUGUCAGAAAGGAAAAAAUGUGCAGGAGAACAGGGGCAAUAAGUUAACCUGUAAAUGCUGUAGACUCUGGAGAUUCCUUCUUUCCCUUGUACAUCGUGUUGGAAGAAGUCUGUUAGUUUACAUGCCGUAUUUAGUUGAAACAUUUAGUUCUGUGCUGUAUACAGCAGUGCUCAAUAACUUCCUGAGGGAAGCAAAUGUAAGCAGCUCUGUACCAACAGCUUUACUCUGAACUGCAAGAGGUAUGUUCUUAUCAGCGUGGGUUUCUUUUAAGUUAACACAGAUACUGUAAGAACUCUUGUUACAAUGCACAGUUGUUUAUUUUCCUGCUUUAGCAUAUUUUGCAUAUCCCAAAAAGCUCUUCCAAAACGUGCAUUUAAUUGUUAAUCUAAAUGUACCUUAUAAAUGUAUCCUGUCACUCAUAAUCUACUUCUAUUUGGAUAAAAUCCAUGAUGUUAAUGACAUGAAGUGAGAUCAAAGAAUUACUGCGAUUGCUAGAUUAAUGUUGAAGUCCUUUUUUCUUUACUCUUUUAGCCUAUAUUUUUAAAGAUUUAUGCUGAAAAGCUUUCCUUUACAGAAUAACGUUCUGCUUUAGAGAGGCCCACACCUCUGGUGAAAGGUGUUGAAAGAAGUUUCAUCUUUUUUCCUUCUAUGAGAGUAUGAAAGUUUUACUUAAUGUUUCUGUUUUCCACGGAUUCAGUAGCACUGACAUGUGGUGCAGGCUGACAUGCUUAAGCCUAAUGUGGGAGAUCCCUGAGACUUUGUCCUUUUAUCUUCUCAUCUUAAAAAAGUGCAGCCCAAUUCCCCUUGUGGCUACGAUCAGCCAACAGCAACAACAAAAGAAUGUAACAGGUGAAUUAGCAUGAAAUUAGUGUGAAAAUAUGUAGAUGCACUUCAUUCAGACUUUGUCAAAGUUGUUUCUUUGGAAGAUUCAGGUUGUUAAAAUCUAUGUACCCAACAAAAAAGAACUUAAUUAUAGAAAAUAUAAGAAAUUGGAAUGUUUAUUCAAGUUAAACUUAUUUCCUCCUGCCAUCGUAUUUUAAACACAGUGAUAAAGCACUAUAUGAAUUUCAGUAGUGAAUUUAAAUGUGCAAUUGUAUAAUAAGUGAAUAAGAGUGAAUUGUAAAUGUGAAUAAGAGGUGUUUUAUACUUCUAACAUCGUAUUUGAAUCUUGUACCCUUAUAGAUCGAAGCCCGUCCAGGCAGUGGGUCAUUAUGCAAAUAUGUCUCAAUAAUGUUGAGUUUAGUUUUUCCAUUCUGUUCAGAUAAUUUAAAACAAACAAACGAACAAAAAACAACCCUUACUUUUUCCCAUGUCUGUUUCAUGGCUUAAUAACAGAGUUGAUUGCAUGUGUCACAGUGCUCCUGAACUGAAAGGCCACUAAGCAUUUUUUCAGUUGCAGUUGCACCCUAUGACCCACAAAGCAAUGUAUUUUUUUAAAUCAGUUCAGUAACAUCUGUUGCUGAAGAAGAGAGGAUGUUCUUUACCAUCAGUUAUUUUUCUGGACAUUGUGUUCAUGUAUUUGGCAGGCAUCCAUUUUCGUCUCAGUUUUUCUUCUCAUGCACUCUUAACACCAGCAUCCUUUCCCUACCUACUGAAUACAAAUGAACAGGGGCAGUUAUUUGGUUUAAAGCUGCCGUAAAUGUUUAGCAGUCUUCAGGUUUCAGAUUUCAUUCAAUUCAGUCAUGCUUGUAUCUGGUCCAGUUCCAAAAUAUCUGAAAGUAAAGGAAUUUUAAAUAACCUGACUGCUAUGUACAUAAUUAUUUCUUUUCCAAGCAUGCUGCUGCAUGCUUGUAUUUGUAGUUGAACAAAGUAGUAAAUGUGCCUGGGAUUUUUGGAUUGCUUACUAUUGGUGAUGCAUUUCCUGAACAUACUGUGUUAAUCUUAGAAGCGUUUUGUUUUUGUAAUUACAUUUCUAUGUGACAUUCAGGUGUUUGCUAAAACAAACAAACAAAUUGUGUAUGCCGUAUUCAGAACAGCUUCUGGCCUGGGAAGGAGUCAAAUCAUCACUCUUUGCAUGCAAUAAAAUGCUUAACUUGGAUAUGUACUUCUGACAGAAGUCAUCUCUACUGCUCUGUAGUGAGAAUAACGUUCAUUGGAAUAAAAA
Messenger RNA from Lagopus leucura (white-tailed ptarmigan), 3717 nucleotides. RefSeq names its product phosphoribosyl transferase domain containing 1 (gene PRTFDC1). Gene Ontology annotation, molecular function: hypoxanthine phosphoribosyltransferase activity. The record is from RefSeq and is a predicted model, not a curated record. The transcript has 9 exons. Bases 1 to 690 code for a protein of 229 amino acids. NCBI's taxonomy places the organism in Eukaryota, Metazoa, Chordata, Aves, Galliformes, Phasianidae. Gene Ontology annotation, biological process: purine ribonucleoside salvage.